Symbiodinium necroappetens is the source of this 597-nucleotide messenger RNA. NCBI's taxonomy places the organism in Eukaryota, Dinophyceae, Suessiales, Symbiodiniaceae. The record is from the annotation of a GenBank genome assembly.
AUGUCAGCCCCAGAAGAGGACGAGGAAGUCGCCCAAGACGCUGAGGAGGAAGAGGACAUGGACCAAGAGCAGGAGGAGGCCGAACAAGAGGAGCCGGAAGAGGAGCAAGACGAAGACGAUCCGAGCGGUAUAGCUGAGGCUGCGCCGAAGUCUUCCGGACGCAAGGGACCCGGGCGCCCACGGGGCAAGAGCAAGCCAGUUACCAAGAAAGACCCCUCCAAGGGCAAGAAGGCACCUGUCCGGACAGAGUACAAAGCAGGGCUUUGCUUCCCCGUUGCCAAAGUCAGGAACCUGCUGAGGGAGAGUGGUUAUGGCCGUGUUUCCCAAGAUGCGUCAAUCUACCUCACCGGCGUCAUGGAGUAUGUCGUUGCAGAGAUUCUGGAGCUGGCUGGCAACACCGUGAAGGAGCAGAAAAAGCAACGAAUCAUUCCUCGCAACAUCCAGCUGGCGAUCCGCAACGAUGAGGAGCUGAACAAGUACAUGGCCAAUGUGACCAUCAAGUCAGGAGGAGUCAUUCCCAACAUUCACACCGUGCUUAUGCCUCAGAAGACGAGUGCGAAAGGCGUCAGCGCUGGCUCCCACUCUCAGGAGUACUGA